GUGCCUGGCUCAGAAACUUCGUCCCCCGGUGUGGUGCUCCGCUCUUGUUGCAGCGGAGCCACCAGGCCGAGUUUCAGCCCAGACAUGAAAACCUACACGCACCUCUGUUUCCCCUUGAAUUGAGGACCAAGCCUCCUUUGCACUGCAAAAUAACCCACCAGGCGGACAUGUAAAGCUGACAACGACUUGGUCCACUAUAGCUGCUCCGCAGUUCACGAGCAAAGGCAGACAACGGAGCGAAUCUCUGUCUAAUCACCAUGCCAUCGCCCAUACACACGACAUACUCUCCAACACGACCGUCCCGACCUCAGCCUACCCGCGAGAACCAUCCGUCCCACGUGGCCGCGCCCUCACAUCGACCUCGACUCACGUCCCCUCGCGCUCACAGACGCCCGGCCCCACCACUACGCCUAGAGUAGCGGCGCAUGCCGACGCGGCUGUAGCUGCGGGAGGCGUAGGAGGAGGAGGAGCAGCAGCAGGAGUAGGGCCGCCACCACCACCACCACCACCUCUGCUCGAGCGCAAACUCUCGGGCUCGUAUGGCCAUCACCGGCAGACAUCGAUCGUGCACGGUGCCAUCCAGCAUUCACGGAACGCGAGCCACGCGAGCUCCCCAACCACAAGCCCAAUCACUCCUCAGAUCAUUGCUGAAGCGGGCGGACAGGCCCAGCAUGCGUUCGACACGAGGACCAUGACCAGCGACAGCAGCAUCGGCGUUGGGGUGACGACACCGACCUCAGCGAACGCCGUCGUCAUGCAGAGCAACGGGUACGGGGCCAUGGCGCCACCUCCCGUCAGCCAGAAGGGCCACUCGCCGUGCCCAUCGUUUGGGCAGGAACCCGCAAUGCAGAGCGGCACCGCGAACUACCGGCGACCAGAGCGGAUGCACAGCAGCGGUCGCACGAGCAGAUCCCACAAUCAUACGCGCAGUCAGUCGAGGAGCGCCCACCCACAGGCGCCGGCGCAGGUCAUGGUCAGCGAGUAUGCGCUGCACCACCUGUUCAACGCCUUCAUUGGCACGGCGGAGCAGAAGAUCAACCUGUGUCUGAGCGACGCGCGAGCCAUCGAGCCGAGGGUGGAGACCAUAUGCGGGCCCGGCGUCGACCCGGCCUUUGACCAGCUCGUGUCGGCCUUGGGCCACAUUGCGAGACAGAAGCCGAAGCCCCUCAUCGACAGUCUGAUGCUGUGGCGCAAGCAGAAGAGCGAGGCCGCCAACGCCGCGAGGGACGAGCGAGCGCAGGCGUUGAAGAUGCUGUCCACGACGAACGCGGCCGGCGCCGAGGCCAACGUGGCGCUGCACCGCAAGUGUCAGGAGCUGGAAAGGAGGUCCACGAUAUCCAUCUAUCUGCUCUGCCGCGUCCUGCUCGAGAUCUUCUCCGUCUGCACGCUGGCGGACGUCGGCCCAGACAUGUCCGACCGGCUGCAAGACAUCAUCUACAAGCAGCUGAGUCGCGCCUUGCCCGACGAGCUCGAGUCCUCGCCGUUCCGGCAGUCGAACUGGGUCAUUUUUGGACAGCUGCUGGGCUCCAUGAGCGAGAUCGACUUCGCCAACGUCACCGCCCGGUUUCUGCAGGACCUGGAAUCCAUGCAGAUCGCCACGGCCAAGGAGCCCGAAGGUCGUGCCGUGCUCGUCAUUCGGGGCAUGCGCUGGCUUCGCGUCAAGUCUCAGCCGGACGUCGCCUGGAACCAGUCGUGCGAGUUCAUGAUCAACCUGGCCAAGAUGUCCGUCAGCGCCUCGGGCCAGCCAGUCAAGUACGCCUUCAACAACCUGUUCAGGGAGCUGCUGCUCCCGCUCGCGGCCACGGCCACCUCGGAACUCAACACGCCGCGUUGGCGGGGCUUCAUCGAGAUCAUAAAGCCGCGCCUGCAACACGCGCUCACCAAACCCAAGAACUGGAGCAACGCUUUCCCAGCGCUGGUCGCCGUUGUGUGCGCCUCUCCGCACGAGAUCUUCGUGCAGUCGUGGAUGUCGCUCAUCAUGCCUCUGCAGUCCAAGCUCAAGGAACGCAGCACGCGGCCCUCUGCCCUUCGAGGCAUCUGCCGUCUCGUCUGGACCUACCUCUACCGCAUUGCCGACACGCAGUCCGUGGCGCUGCGGAACCUGCAAGAGAUCACCCGUCUCGUCUUCAUACCUGGCCGCAAAUCUUACAUAUCCACCGAGCCCGCGGUCGCCGAGCCGCUGAUCCAGCUCGUGCGCAUCAUUGGCUACAAGUACCAAAAGUUCUGCUUCGAAAACAUCCUGUUUCCCGCGCUGAUGAGCUCCGAGCUCUACGCCAGCGGGAAGGAGCCGAGGAUGAUCGAUCUGGAGCCCGAAAAGGUGGUCAUCGGAAUCCGAUCGUUCCUCGCCAUCAUGACGGACCUGGAGAAGGGCCAGCCUCCGCCGUUUCCCAAAAGCUUCGACAGCGACCCGUCGCUGGAGCCCUUCCAGGUGUCGUCCAUGCCCCUGAGCCCCCGCAGCGUCGACCCGACGUCCACGACGUCCGAGCUCAGCAAAGAGGAGCGCCUGUCGAGGCCCGUCAUGGUCUCGGGCUUCGACAGCGUCACCAAGGAGUCGUACAACAAGUUCUGCAAGAUCCUCGCCGAGAUCACCUUGCUCUGCGACAAGCACUUUGGCGGGCAGGCCGAGCUCGACGGCCGCUUCGCCACGCCUACGCCCAAGACGCCGAUGGCGGAAGCGUUCAGCUUCACCAGACGCGAGGAGCACGCCACGCCCGCCGAGGUGCGGCAGACGUACUACGACCUGCUGCACGUCGCCGUCCAGGCCUUGCCGCGCUGUCUUUCCCCUCACAUCUCUUUCAAGUCGCUCAUCAAUCUUCUCUGCACCGGCACCGCCCACGUCCAGGGCAACAUCGCCGCCUCCUCCGCUCAGUCGCUCAAGGCCAUUGCGCGACAGUCGUUUGCCCAACAGGUCACCGUCGGCUUCGCGCGCUUCAUCUUCAACUUUGACGACCGGUACUCGACAAUGUCCGACGGCGGCAUGCUGGGCCCAGAUCACAUCGAGAGCACGCUGCGCCUGUACAUCGAGCUGCUGGAGAUCUGGAUCGAGGAGAUCAAGCAAAAGACCAAACGUGUGGCACCCGCAGAAGGCGGCGACGAGACCGGAGCCACGCACCGAGGCGCCCAGCUCGACCUGGCGGGCGUUUCCGCGCACGUCGACGAGGUCGAGUCUCACGGUCUGUUCUUCCUCUGCUCCCCCGCCUGCAGGGUUCGCACGUUCGCGAUCAGCGUCCUGAGACUGGUCACGGAGUUCGACACGGCUCUCGGCAAGACGAACGAACGCAUCAUACACAUCAUCGAAAAGACGCCCGAGAUGGUGGUCGCGGUCAACGACGAGAAGCUGUCCGUGGCCGAGCGCAGCAGGCUCCAGCGCGGCAUGAGGGCCAGCAAUCUGCAGACGACUCUGAUCGAGCUGUGCGGCAGCGACGUGCCGCACGACGCCGCUCUCUGGCUCAACAUCAUCUUCCCGAACAUCAUUCGUCUCGCCUUCGAGACGUGCCCCUUCGCCGUGACGCUCACUCGCGAGAGCGUGUGCAGCCGCAUCUCGCAGAUGAUGAUGACCAUCUCGAGGCUGGGCGAGGUGCCGCAGGGCAACCCGUACUCGAUGCUCGACCUCAUGGACCGGCAGGGCAGCUCGAGGUUCGCCAUCACGGCACCGGACCUGGUCGUCGAGCAGUGGAAGCUGUACCUCAUCUUCGCAUGCUCGACUCUGACCAACAAGGGGCCCUACCACACGGCUUCGCAGUCGCAGAGCUCGACGCACGUCCGCAAGGGCUCGAAGUCGUCGCAGCCCGGCGUGGACAAGGUCCUGACCGCCAACGAGCUCUUCGCCAAGGUCAUCCCGUUCCUGUGCGUGACGAACCAGAAGAUCAGGGAAGCGGUCGUCGUCGGCCUCGGCUCGAUCAAUCACAGCCUUUACAAGACCUUGCUCGAGUGCCUGCAGCCGGCGGUGGUGAACGGGAACGAGGAGGCAAAGAUCAGGAUGCACCAGCGCUCGAUGAGCAAUCCUCGUCGCAACCGACGGUCGGACCUCAUGCGCACCGAGGUCGCGCACGUGUACAAGAUGACGUCGCGCUUUCUGCACAGCGCCGAGGCGUACAAGGACGAGUGGAUCCUCAACAACCUCGUCAACUACACCAAGGACAUCCGGCUGUUCCUGAGCGACGCGGAGAUCUCCAACGAGUGGGAGUACAACAAGCUGAGGACGCAUUUCUGCGGCCUCAUGGAGGAACUGUAUCAAGGCAUCAUCAAGACUGCCGAUCCGCUGCGGUGGAUGCCGUUUCAGUCGAGAAAGGCGGCCUUCUCCCUCAUGGAGGAUUGGUGCGGCUACUCGCCGAACGAAGAGGUCAUUCGGCAACGCGAGCGACGCUCGAUGCUGGACCGGGACAACGGGUACGGGAACACGCGCUUCUUGGACGCGUCCAUGGAGAUUGAAAAGCGUAACCUCAAGGUCGCGGCGUUGAACGCGCUCGCGACCCUGUGCGCCGGACCGGUCAACUUCACCGCGCCCGGCGGCGUGCAGAUGUCCUUCGACGUUGGCCGGAUGGUCUCGUGGAUUGACACCAUCUUCAGCACCCCGAGCGACAAGACGCACGCCGCGGGCCGUCGCGCGCUCAAGAACCUGAUCAUCUACAACCAGGAGUUCCCGUACUUCCUCAACCGCGCCAUCGAGAUGUGCUAUUGCGCCAAGUCGCCCAAGGCGCUCGAAAGCUACUUCAAGGUCGUGACCGACGUGCUGAUGGAGCGGUCCGACUUUGCCCCGGCGUUUUGGAAGAUCCUCUGCGCCGGCCUGUACACGCUCGGCAACGAGAACAACCAGCUGCGGGUCAAGUCCGUCCGGCUGCUGCGGCUGCUGGAAGAGCGGCAGAACAAGAACUCGAAGCUGCAGGAUCUGGACAUCAGCAUCUCGGACAAGACCAUCGCCGUGUACAAGCGAGCGCAGUUCGAAACGUCGCAGAGGUUGGCGCAGCAGCAUCCCGAGCUGGCCUUCCACGUCUUCUCGGAGUUUUCGCGCUUCUUCAAGGACCUGCAGCCCGAUCACCAGCGGAACAUCGUCGCCGCGAUGCUGCCGUGGAUCCAGGCCAUCGAGCUGCAGAUCGAUCCGAACGGCGGCCCGACCGCGGCGUCGUACAUGCUGCUCGUCAACCUGUUCGAGAUCACCGUCAAGUGCGGGAACGCGCUGCACAACGAGAUUCAGGCGCUGUGGCAGGCCUUAUCCAACGGUCCGCACGCGGGCAACGUGCAGCUUGUGCUCGACUUCAUCAUCACGCUGUGCCUCGAUCGCAAGGAGCAGAACUUUGUCGACUACGCAAAGCAGAUCGUCGUCUACCUGGCCGGCACCCCGGCCGGCUCCAAGGUCGUCGAGUUUCUGCAGCUGCAGAUCACCCCGAAGGCGAUGGUGCUGGAGAAGGACAAGGUGUACAGCCAGGCGCCGCCGCCGGACGCCGCCGGCUUCCCGUAUCUGGCCGACCUCGGCGUCGUCCUUCCGGCCGGCACGAAACAACAAGGCUUCUCGCCUGGGCAGCUCUGCCUGAUCCUGCUCGUCGACCUGAUGGUUGCGCCCAUGAAACUGUCCAAGGAGGCCGUGCCGCUGCUGCUGCACGUCAUCUUCAUCCUCUGGGACCACUACAUUCCGCUAGUCCAGGACCAGGCUCGAGAGAUGCUCGUGCACCUGAUGCACGAGCUCGUCAUUUCUCAAAUCGACGACGGGCCCGAGACGGCGCCCACGAAGCGCUCGAUAGAAAACUUCAUCGACCUUGUGCGGGGAGAGGACGCGAAGGUCGUCUGGGCGUACGAAGACUACAACGGAAAGAAAGAGGACGAUUCCGACAUCCGACUGCCUCCCGCGAUGAACUUUGUCGCGACGGAGGUGAUCAACAUCUUCAGCAUGACGUACCCUUCCAUACGCGAGGACUGCAGCAAGAUGGCCCUCAAGUGGGCGUCCAUCUGUCCCGUGCAUCAUCUUGCGUGCCGGUCGUUCCAGGUCUUCAGAACCAUCUUGGGCUCCCUCGAACAGGUCAUGCUCGCGGACAUGCUGGCGCGCCUCUCGAAUACGAUCGCCGACGAUUCCGCCGAGGUGCAGACGUUCUCGCUCGAAAUCCUCACCACCAUGAAAAAGAUCAUCGACGCGCUCGCCCCCGCUGACCUGAUCCAAUACCCGCAACUGUUCUGGACCACGUGCGCCUGCCUUGACACCAUCCACGAGCGUGAGUUCUUGGAGGCGUUGGCCAUGCUCGAACGGUUUAUCGACAAGGUGGAUCUGAGCGACGAGGUCGUCAUCGAGCGCCUGUCCGAGACAUUCCCCGUCGACAAAUGGUCGGGUCACUUCGACGGCGUGCAGGUCUUGCUCUACAAAGGCGUGCGGUCGAGUGUCUGUCUCGAAAAGUCGCUCAAGGUCCUGGAGAAGCUGGUUGCCUUGCCCUCCACCGCCGUCGUCGGGGACGACAGCCGAUUCCUGUACACGCUGCUGGCCAACCUCCCACGCUUCUUGAGGCUGUUCGAAACAAUGGUCAAGGACCCUGCCACUUUGACUUCCGCGAGCACUCUGGCCCAUGUCGCCAGCGGGCUGGGCUACGACAACCUCGCGGAUCCUUUGGACAAGUUCACGCGGCUGCUUUACGCGAACGACGACGAGUUCCUCCAGGAUCUGAUCCCGGCGCUGAAGACCGUCUACUUUCCCGCUCAGGAAUAUCAGAUCUUGGUUUUCCUGUUCAGCUUGCUGACCAACAAGCUGCCGUGGUUCAAGAUCAAGACGAUGCACCUCCUGUGCGUCAUCAUUCCUCAUAUCAACAUGCGGAAUCCGGAAAUCACGAACCAGGGCAGCGAUCUUCUGAGCCCCUUGCUGCGGCUGCUGCAGACCGAGUUCUGCCCUCAGGCUCUUGCCGUCAUGGACGAGCUCAUGAUGACGAUGACGGCAACGCCGCUCGACAACAAGCAUCUGCGGAUGAGCAUGGCGGGCGCAAACACGUCGCGAGCGCAGAGAAAGGAAUUCGAGAACGUCAAGUCUCUCUACGGCAUCCCCGAAGACUCGGGAUGGUCCAUACCCAUGCCCGCUGCCCACGCCAAGAUGACGCGAGAGAAUGUCCACGCGGUCUUCUACACGUGCGCGACACCGGAAGUCAGUGGCGCCAAAGACGACGAGACGCCCACGAUCGAGCUUGUGUCAGAAGACUAUCCUUUCCCCGAAUGGCGGACCGCAACCAUGAUGAGCGACGACACGAGACAAGUUACAAUAACGACCACUGGCGACCUUGUCGACAAGCUGGAUCAGCUCGACGACUUUUUCAACGACGAAGACGACGACGACACCAGUGAGAUCCACGACACGUUCCGCGAAUCGACGUACGAGCAGCAGACGUUGCCCAUCCUCCACAGAAGCCUCAAGCGCAACGCCAGCGUCAGCAGCUUUCAAACCGGGUUCGGCGAUCCGUACGGCAGCGCCAUCAAUCGGAUUGGCACGAGUGGAAGCGCCGGCGGCAGCGGCAGCGGAGAUGUCCGCAUAUCUCCCAGCAGAGAGGCUAUGAUCAUGACGCCGACCGCGUUCGGUGGGUUCGCCGCUCCGCCGUCACAGUUGGGCACAAGGCCUAUCUUACAUUCGCGGAGUGUCACCUCCCCCACUGCGGUGCCACCCCACAGCGCGGGUCUUGGCAGUUCAGGAACACAAAGUGCGGGCAUGUCGACCUCUCGGUCGACGCUCAUCACCGACGACGGCACCCUCGUCGACGAGCCCUGGGAGGACGAAGAGUUUUCCCCCAGUUUGGGACAUCCAGAGUCAUUCCCUAUCGAAACGACGCUGCGGCCCAGCGUUGGCGGCCGAUUCAGAAGCAUGACCAGGCGAUUGACCGGCGGCAGCGGGGAUCAAAAAGUUCGAGAACAGAUACGGAGGGACUUGCAGAAAAGUCCACAGGUACCGAGGGUGCCUGACAUCUAUGUAAAGGAUCCGAAGAGUUCGGAGCUCUGAUCGUUUGAAUGCUUUUUAUUUUGUAUCCGAAGGAAGGACGGUGCGAAAGAGCGAGUCCGUUUUAUUUCCCCUCCCAUUUUUUUUGGGGGCGGUUUUCUUUUUUUUCUUUAUCUUCCCUUGCGGCUGUACCCUUCGCGCUCUCGUUCUUAACCUGUAUUGGCAUGGACCUAAUGACGAAGAUAACGGGCCACCGUAGGGGAGGGAGGCUCUCGAUGGCAUUGGGAGGCGUUCUAUUAUUUUCGUCUACAAAAGAGAAAUAUAAAAUUCCUUUGAAGCAUCGUUCGAGCAUCGUCAGCAAAAGCGAGCAAGAGAGAAAAAAAAAAUAAAAAGAGAAGAGAAAGGGCCGCUUUCAGAAGGAAACUUCUCUUCUUCUUGUAUUUUUGAAGAUCACCUCCUUCUUCCCCCGUCAUUCUGCACACGCCCCGGGGGUUUUGGGAGGUGCCGAAACAAUCUACUUGGAGAGGCGUGUCGUGGGGCCAGGUUCUUCGAAUGCUCAUCAAUACACAUUACUUCGGCCUUAAUUUCAAAGGAAUAGAAUGAUGCA
Verruconis gallopava is the source of this 8501-nucleotide messenger RNA. RefSeq lists its product as uncharacterized. The transcript has a single exon. Gene Ontology annotation, cellular component: cell cortex; site of polarized growth. NCBI's taxonomy places the organism in Eukaryota, Fungi, Ascomycota, Dothideomycetes, Venturiales, Sympoventuriaceae. Gene Ontology annotation, biological process: cell morphogenesis. The record is from RefSeq and is a predicted model, not a curated record. Bases 692 to 7957 code for a protein of 2421 amino acids.